This is a messenger RNA of Zingiber officinale, 1359 nucleotides long. RefSeq names its product deSI-like protein At4g17486. Bases 286 to 852 code for a protein of 188 amino acids. The record is from RefSeq and is a predicted model, not a curated record. The transcript is spliced from 5 exons. Gene Ontology annotation, biological process: protein deubiquitination. Gene Ontology annotation, molecular function: deubiquitinase activity. NCBI's taxonomy places the organism in Eukaryota, Viridiplantae, Streptophyta, Magnoliopsida, Zingiberales, Zingiberaceae.
CCCGUCUGGCCAGGCAGGGAGUGAGAAAUCGGAACAACUUCUCCCCCGAUCGCUGUUGUCGCUGCUAAGGAUUGCUUCAAUACUUCUUCUUCCCGUCGCGCUUCGAUAUCUUCCUCCUUCUCCCCUUGUAGCUUCUCGGAAGGGAAGGGAAGGGAAGGGAGGGGGAGGGGUAAGGGAAGGUCGACUUAUGUGUCUUGUUAGAGAAAGGAGAGAGCAAAAGAGAAAGGAAAGGGGGCUUGCGGAAAAAGGAAAUCAAAGAAGGAGGAAAAGUGUGGAUUUUGUAGGAUGAAGGAGGUAGCCCUGCACGUUUACGACGUGACCAAUAGCGGAUCGGAGACCAUCCUCCAGAUCAACCGCAUCUUAAGGAUCGUAUCAGACUGGGAGGCAUCUUCCACAGCGCCAUCCAGGUUGUUCACCAUCUGUAUCCAAUCUUUGUGUUCCUGGACUGGAACACAUAUUUAUCAAUUACAUCAGGUUUAUGGAGAUGAGGAAUGGUCAUUUGGAUUUUGUGAACAAGGCUCUGGAGUUUUCAGUUGUCCACCAUCUAGAAAUCCUAUGUAUACCUACCGUGAGAGAAUUGUUCUGGGGGAAACAGAUUGCUCCAUUUUCGAUGUAAAUAUGAUGCUGAGAGAGCUUAGUCAAGAAUGGCCUGGGCAGUCAUAUGACCUUUUAGCAAAGAAUUGUAAUUACUUCCAUGACACAUUUUGUGAAAGGCUAAGUGUCCCAAAGCUUCCUGGCUGGGUUAAUCGCUUUGCCAAUGCUGGUGAUACUGCUGUUGUAGUUGCAGGAAAUGCGGCAUUCAAGUUUAUAUUUCUCAUUCUGCCUCACAUGAAAUCACAUGUUUCUCAGUAGUAUAUCUGCGGCAAGCCAAACAAGAAAUCCUAACCGCAAGCAAAGUUGCAUACAGAUUUAUGUCUGGCCUAGCUUCAAAUCCAAAUUCAGAAGGCACACCAGAAUCCCCAAGCAAUUCUAACAGAGGCACCCCUAAAUUUCAAGGUGCAUGGUUUAAAAACUUGAUGUCCAUGGGUGCCAAACCUUCGACUAGCACAUCAGAGCUUUUGGAAGAGUCUGGCGUCAUUCCUACCCGCCCCCAACAGCAUUCAGAAGUGACAACACAGCUCGAAACAAAAUAGUUGUCGAAAAGUAGUUGAAUCCAUGUUGUACAACUAGAAUCUUUGAUUCCUACGAUCACGACUGUAAAGAGUACUCAUUGUUAAGAGAAUUGCUUUGUGUCAAGUAUUUGACUGUUAUCCUUGGAUCUGCUAAAAUGAUCAGGAUCUAUGCGAGUUGUGUUCAUCGGGAAAUUACAUCAUUUUGCCUAGCAAAGUGGCGAUUAAUUAUGAUCCUUUAUUGUUUAUA